GGAGUGGGAAUGGGGCUGGGUGAGGAGGUAGGCCGAGAGUAGGGAGCCCAUCACUCUAAUGGUGGCCUCAAAGACUUGAACGGUGGUACAUCUAUCGAACGUGACGUGAUCCACCACCAGCUGAGCAGCUCUCCUGAACUCAGACGUGUUGCCCAUAAUGACCAGAGUGUCCAGAGAGUCCACGAGGGUCAGGGAAUAGUCUCCCAGUGCAUCGUUCACAUUCGUAUUGGACGAGAUCUUCCCAGUCAUGUCCUCUGCCCCUGCAACGAAUAGGGUUCAACUCGUCUUCUGGGAAGGCGUGUUUCAUAUAGUUAUCAUAUCCCCAGUAAAACAUCUUGCGCGCUUCCUCUCUCAUCGCCAGUCGCUCCUCUUCUGAAAAUGGGCGGUGCAUCAGCGAGGAGAGGGGGACCCUGUUCGUUACAUUUUCCAGCCCCCCGUGGCCCCCCGAGCGUCUCCCGUCGGGGAACAGGAGGAAGAUUUGAGGUAAGAGGGACCAGAGGAAGUGUGCCGCGGCUGCCAUGACCCACACUCUCUUCACCAGCUGCCACCAGGGAGCGGCUACUGCCACAGGCCGUCCAGCUCCCUGCAUCAACUGUACAGUACAUACAGCGAAACGUUUUCUGAUGCGAGCUGAAGACGAAACGUAAGCUCUGGAUCGAUCCUCCCUGGCUGACGACAGAAAAACGCACACUCAGCAGAUACAGAGGGCAAAGGUCAGCUUGCUGCUUUUGCUGACUUCCGUGUGUGCGUUUGUCUGUCUGUUCUCAGUCGCUUGGCAAGACAACACAAGUCUCCCGUAGCUCUGCAGGGGGAGAUUCCGAAGUGGUCUAGACUGCAGGCAAGAUGGCUUCGCGAGGUCAGAAACUGGAUCUACAGGAUUGCCUUCUCGACACACCUAAGGUCCACAGCCAGGUGGCUCAUUUUGAAGCUGGUCUUGUGCCAUUCAGGGAGUAUGUCACUCUCCUUAGAGACACUUUCCAGGCCUGCCACCUUCACCAGGAGAAAGUUGGGGAAGGUGCGAGAGCCAUAUCAAACCUCCUGGUUAACAUUGACUCCGAGUUGGGUGAAAGAGCUGGCUCCACCUCCUCCAGUGUCUUCUCACAGCUCUCCAGAUAUCAGACUGAGCUGUACUCGUGUCAGGAGAUGUUCAACAGUCAACUCCAGAACUCCGUGGUUCACAGAAUGUCUGCUCUACUGGAAGAAGACAUUGACCAUCUUCUGGCUCUCAAAGACACAUACGACAACAGCAGACAAGAACAUGAACAUGCAAUGGCAAAGUUCAGCAGGACCUCCAAACGCAGGGAUUCUGAUAAGGCUCGGUUUGAGGCCAAUGCUGAGCUCUAUGCGGCCAGAAAGAAGUUUUACCAGUGCACUCUGGACUACAUAUCUCAACUGAAGGAGUUUCAAAUGAGAAGGAGGUUCAUGCUACUGGAACCUGUCCUCACUUUCAUGCAUGCUCAGAUGGGGUAUUUCAAGGCGUGUCAGGAGAUAAUGAACUCUGGGUUCCAACAACUCCUCACCAACCUCAAUGGAGAUAUUCAGAGCUACCACAGUGAGCAUGAGAAUGAGGUGAGAGAGUUACAGCAACAGAAGACAGAGUUGGAGCUACAAUUCCCUACUCUCUGUGUACCUGACCCUGACCUUUCCGAUCCAUUCACUGAGUUUCCUACUCCAAACACCGGCCUCUCUUCCAGAUAUGGCUACCUCUACCUCAGAGUUCAGAAGGGAGGGCUGGCUGCAAAAUGGGAGAGAACUUUCUUCUUUACCAAAAAUGGCUACCUCUACACGCAGUCUCUGCAAAAGAAUGCAGAAGCACUUCUGCAACUGAAAGAAGCCGAUGCAUUUGCCAGUGACUGUGACGACAAACGUUACGUGAUGCAAAUAUCUCAUCCCGCCCUCAAAAAGCCGGUAUUUUUGCAAGCUGAAAGUGACACACAGCGAACUGAGUGGAUAUCGGUGAUCAGGAAUAACUCCGUAAGGAAAUCACAGCACGGAGAGAGUCUGGGGAAUCAGACUCACGACGGAGCUCGGCUGAGGACCAGACUCUAUGACUCGCUGGAGAGGGAAAGGAUCAGAUCGUGGGCAUCAAAGGAGCUGAAUCAAGAGCCAGGGUCGAGCAGAGCGGCCCCCUCUCUCCCUCCCUCCUCCGUCAAACCGUCUUCCUUGGGUGGGGGACUCAAGGGAGCCACACCUCCUCAGAGACGCCCCAAAUCCCCACUCAGGAGCCAGAAGACGGCGACGUCGUCCCAACAAACCAACCCUGAGACCAACUCCCGCGCCACCAAGUCCCCGCAGCGCAGCUUCAGUCUCCUCGGUCUCGGUAGCGGGAACAGUGGGGAGAAGAAGUCCCCCUCCCCGCGCCCUCCCUCCCUCUCCUCCUCCAAGAUGGCCGAGGUUCAGAACUGGGUUCACUCCACCAACGCUGCCACUGCAAUGGCCCAGUCUUUGAACCACUCACCCCCCAGUGGUGAGUUGGUGGUCAAGUUUCCAGUGAAGUACUUGGGCCAGAAGGAGGUCGUAGAACCAAAAAACCCGUCCACCAUUAGUGGCACCAUUCGAGGUGUGAUUACGGCUCGAGCUGUCAAGAAAGUGAAGCCAGCCACUUCCAUUGAGCUGGCCAUUCAACUCAAGAAAAUCACGUUGAUAGAGACUCAGUCUAAUAAAGCCAUUGGAAAGUUUCUGCUGAAGGACAUUAUCAACUGUGCCGUACACCCAGAGGAUGAGAAGUUGUUUGGCGUUGUCUGUCGUGUGGUUGAGCCUGAAAGGGUUAAAUACGUCUGUCAUGUGAUGCAGGCCGACCAAUCAGGAUCCAAGGUGGCUGGAGCUAUCAGUGAGGCCAUCCAGAAACUAUGGAGAAUGAUGCAGGGCAGAGAAGGUGGUGGCCAGAGAAGUGGCACUGACAAGAAACAGAUCCCGCCAGCACGCCCCCCUCCCCCAGUGGCCCCCUACACCGGGUCCUUCCUUACCUCGUACACCCCUGCACCAUCUGCCCUCUCCUCCUCCUCCCACCAUCACAGAACACACACCUCACCAGGGGCCCUGUCUUCCACACUAGCCACGCCGGCAUUCCCAACUCAGCAUCGCUCCUCCAGUGACUCAAACCUCUCUGACAUGGCCCCGCCUCCUCAACCGGGAAGUGGGAGUGGCCCUGGAGAGGAAGUGGGCGUGGUAGGAAGUUGGGCGAUGGGCACGAUAUCGCUGCUGCCUCCAAGUCUUCCCGACAGCAGCUCCACAUCCGCAGAGUCCCUGAAUCUCGGGCGACACGAGGGAGACAGUCAGCAGCCUCCUUUUAUUACUGAAGAUUCUCCGCUGAUGUUUGCUGACAUUCUAGAAGAAAACGAGGACCUCCCUCUUAUUUCAUUCGACCAUAGCGUACUGGGUGGGUUUGGGACCCCCGCACCUGACCCAUCACCCCUCCCUGAUGGCUAUGUCACAGAUGGAGGAGGCGGGGGAGGCGGAGGGAACACUGAUUUUGGCAGCUCGUCGACUGCCACCAUGCAGGUCCCCACAGAGACAACCACCACUGUCGUACUGAGCGAAGGAGGAGGGGGUAGUGGUUACGUGUCCACCCCGCCGCACCCUUCCUCCACGUCUCCUUCUCCCACACCUCCCACUGUCACAUCCUCACAGCUCUCACUCCCUCCCCGGCAUCCCUAUUCCAGACCCUCCCAUUCUCCUUCCCCUCCUGCUCCCACACUCCCUCUCACAACCACUGCAACUGUGACCAGCGUGCUGAAUAACACUGCUUCCAGUUCCAGCAAGAAAAACCCGACACCAGUCGCUGCCAAGUCAUCGUCAACGGCAAAACAGGUGAAAACCACGGACUCUGAAACUGGGCAAACGGCCCCGACCACUACAACCGUAUCGGCCGCCGACUCUCUCGCACAGGCUCUCGGCUUUGCACCACCUCCCAGCACCACUGAAAAUGAAAGGACCACUGGGGAAGGUGGCAAUGCUACCGACCCGUUCGCCGAAGCGUUCGGUUUCGACACGACUCCAGAGGACAUUGAAAACCUUAUUCAACUGAUGGCACCGGACUCUGACCCCCAGCUAGAAGGGGGUGUGGCUGACAACGGGUACAUGACCAGUAACCCCUUGCACACUGAGACGUACGAUGACUUUGGUAACUUCUAGGUUUACUCUACACCAAUCUCAGGCUAUAGUAUACCCAAUAAUUACGAGGGUUCAGACCACUUAUACAUGAUAAUGAAUGUGUACAAUGUUACAGUGUAUUUAUCAGGUUUUAUGCAUAUGUGA
Molecule: messenger RNA, 4257 nt
Organism: Geodia barretti
Lineage: Eukaryota; Metazoa; Porifera; Demospongiae; Tetractinellida; Geodiidae
Source: the annotation of a GenBank genome assembly